Podarcis lilfordi (Lilford's wall lizard) is the source of this 29954-nucleotide messenger RNA. Lineage: Eukaryota; Metazoa; Chordata; Lepidosauria; Squamata; Lacertidae. The record is from the annotation of a GenBank genome assembly.
CGCCUUUUCCCUCCCGGGCACGAGAGGCGAGAAGCGAAAGCGAGGCGGGGCAGGCUCGUCUCCUCCAGGCAGGCGGGCGGAGCAAGCCUUGGCCAACCCCCGGAAGUCUCCGGCGAAGCGGAGGCGGAGCUGCCUUGUCGCCGGCGCCUUUCUCCUCCUCCUCCUCGGUGCGCGGCCAAGAGGCACGGGGGUGGCGGGCAGGUGAGGGCGUCGCGUGCGCUUCCCGAGCCGGAGGAGGAGCUGCCGGUGCCGGCUGCUCCUUGCUUCUCCGCUGCGCCCUCCCACGCUGCUUCCUGCCUGGGCCACCCGCGGGCCAUGCGGCCGAGCUGCGGAGCCCUCCUCUUCCUCCUCGGCGGCGGCGCCUGCAGGCUGCGAGGCGUGAGAAGAGGCGCCUCCUCCUCCUCCUCCUUCAUGUGCUAGCGACGUCGCGAAGCCCAGGAGCCGGAUCUUCAUUUCUUCUUCUUUCUUUCUUUCUCCCUCCCUUUUUUAAAGUCAGCCCAACUCUGGCCGAAAAGAUGCUGCUGUCGCUGGUGCUGCACACCUACUCCAUGCGCUACGUGCUGCCCACCGCCCUGAUGAUGGGCACCGCGCCCACCUACGUGCUGGCCUGGGGCGCCUGGCGCCUGCUCUCCACGCUGCUCCCCGCGCGCGUCUACCACGAGGUGGAUGACCGGCUGUACACCCUCUACCAGAGCAUGGUGCUCUUCUUCUUCGAGAACUACACCGGCGUGCAGGUGAGGGCGGCUGCUGCCGGGGGCGGGGGGGCUGGCGGAGGCGCCACGCCUCCUUAGGGGGGGCUGGGGGAGAUAGGAACCCACCCCCUUGUCACCUUUCUCUCCACCACCUCGCGUCUCUGGAUGCCAAGGCGGAGAGGGACUCGGGCAACUUGGCUACAGGUGGGCGAGGCUGCGCGCAGGUGAGCGAGCGGAGGCAGGGGCUGCGCCUUCCUCGCUGCGCUCUCUCUCUCCCUCCCUUCCCAGCAGAGAGGGGGUUGCCCCCUCGGUUUGCUCAUCUUCCCAGGCUCUGGGUGGCCUUGCAGGUGGGAGCGAGCCUUCCCAGGCAGCGCUGGGGCUCUGCCUACUUCCUCGAUGCUGGUAACACCUAGGUUGAGUACAGCACAGUUAAGGUUGCGCACAGCAAGCCGAAUUUGCACUGGGGAGACAGCAGAGUUUCCUUCGGGAGGGUGGGGGGAAAGGGACCCUGAUUGGGGUCACAUUCGACCUGUGGAAUGCCUUCCCACCAGAUGUCAAGGAAAUAAACAACUGUCUGACUUUCAGAGGGCAUCUGAAGGCGUACAGGGAAGCUUUUAAUGUUUGAUGUGUUUUUGUUGGGAGCUGCCUGGAGUGGCUGGGCAAACCCAGUCCAUAGCUGUCAACCUUCCCCGUUUUUGUGGGAAAUUCCCUUAUUCCAGUGCUGUUUCCCGCUGCUAUCCCAGAUUGUUAGAUAUCCCAUAGACUGUCCCCGGCACAGGUGAGGCUGCUAAUCCCUUAUUUUCGAGGCUGCUGAUCCUUUAUUUUCAAAUCUGAAAGUUGACAGCUAUGACCCAGUCAGAUGGGCAACAUAUAAAUAACAAAGGUGGCACAGUUGGUCUAGUCUUCCUUGUAACUGUGGCUCCCAGAAAGAGGUGACCUACCAGAGGCAGUGGCUUACCUGCCAUGCCCCUUUGAGUGGCACGUUCAGUCUGAUGUACCCAGCCUGCUGCUGUCCCAUUGUGACGGUGCACUUCUGCCAUUCCUUUCUGGCUAGUACAUCACUCGGAGGGUGAGUGAUCGAGGAAGAGAGGUAGCUGUCAGGAACAGCCCUGCCUCGACUUGCUCUCCACUCUCUGUGGGUGGUAGAGCAGGGAGGAAUCUCAGCCUGUUGAACCCAGUUCCAGGUUGCACAACCUAGAGAGGCUGGCAAGCGAGCAGGUGGGAAAUGAGCAGAGGUAGCAAGGAGCAACAGUCAGCUCUUCCUUUCCACCUCCAUGCCUGGGCUGGGCUCUAUUCUCAGCACAGAGAGAGGGCAGUUGAAUAAGGAUUGCUGGUGCUCUUUUGCAAAGGCCACUGUUUACCCACGUUGGUAGGUGAGCAGGUGAACAAACAGUAUCUGUAUUGACAACCUUUGCCUUUUUCCAGCAAGACCUCCACCUCUCUAGGGUUAAAGGGGAGGAGCAGACUCUUCCACCCCAGCAGAGUCCGAGCCUUCCAAGAUUACUCCUGCCAACUUUGGCGGUUGUUUAUCAUCUGCAGGAGACUAUCUUGACUUGUCUGGGACCUUGUAAGUUGCCUUACCAUCCACCGUACUGUCUAACUGGCACUCGGGAAACAAGUGCAGGCCUCCUCCCAACUAGAGAGUGAAAGGGGAAUAACGCAAUGAGGAUUCUGUACACCUUAAAGACUUAAAGGGUUUAUUGUGUCAUAAGGCUUUGUGAACUUGGCCAGUGAAAGCUGGCCAUUGUAAACCUGCCAGCCUUUAAGGUACCAUGCCUGGUGUUAAGUCUUAACAGAAUAAUAUGGUUGCCCUUCUGGAAUUUGACAUAGAGGAAUAUAAAAGGAAAAGGUAUGAUAUUGCAUGUUGCUCAUCAAGGUACCACGCCUUUUUAAAAGGUGGUGUUUUGUGCAUCUCUGGUUGGCCGCACUCAACUGCAGCUACACUGGUUCAGACAACAUGCUUGAAACGGUGGUUCGUGCAUAUACGUUGAAUGGCAGAUCUUCAAUAGUGGCUGUGACGUGAAUACGGCACUAGAAAGGGCUAUCCUUCUGGACUGAAAGGUAUCCCCUGAGUGGGGAACCUGUAGCUUCUCAGAUGUUGCUGAACUACGUGCUUCCAUCAUCCUUGACCACUGACCAUGCUGAUCGGAGAGGACUGGAGUUCCACAGUGUCUGGAGGACUGCAGGGUCCCUGUAAUCCUUUGAAUGGCUUGGUAUUUGAGCAAAUUAUGCAAGUAUGGUCCUUCCUAGCUGUCUUUGCCACCCAUCUAAGGAAAGGCAUAGACGUAUGAGCUCUCUGUGAACAGUAAAAGGUAAAGGUGAAGGUACCCCUGACCGUUAGGUCCAGUUGCGGAUGGCUCUGGGGUUGUGGCGCUCAUCUCGCUCUGUAGGCCAAGGGAGCCGGCGUUUGUCCACAGACAACUUCCGGGUCAUGUGGCCAGCAUGACUAAGCCGCUUCUGGCAAACCAGAGCAGUGCACAGAAAUGCCAUUUACCUUGCUUUCGAACUGCUAGGUGGGCAGCAGCUGGGACCAAACAACAGGAGCUCACCCCAUCACGGGGAUUCGAGCCGCCAGCCUUCUGAUCGGCAAGUCCUAGGCUCUGUGCUGUAGACCACAGCGCCACCCACAUCCCUGUGAACAGUAGACUUAAAUAGAUCCAUAAAUCGGCAGUCCCACUUCUCUAAUUAGGCAUUGUGGUUUGACUUGUCCCUUGUUGUAGCACUCCAUGUUGUUACCUGUUGCUUUCUAAUGUGAAACAAGGAUAGGUUUAACUUGCUGUGAACUUCCAGUUAACAUUCCAUCCAAGCCCAUAUAUUCAACAUCAGAAGGAGGAGUUACUUCUACAUGGCUUUGGUGCACCCAACUGAAACUUUUCUGUCUCUUCCUCCAAUUUCAUUUAGUAUUUAAACUGUUGAAACUCUUAAAGAUGCUAAUAAGAGUUCAAUUUGCAGAAUUUUUCAACAACUUGUGUUGCAUGUUUUCUUCCCCGAGUUGUGCUACCUAAGCCUGAUAUCUAGAGGAUGACUUCUAGUUUCAUUCUAAACCAUCAGUUCAUCAUGUGGUAAAGCUGUUCCUAGGCCGUACCACUUUGGAUUGUAAGUGGGGAAUUGCACGAUUCAAUGGUCUGUUCCCCACUUGAAAGCAAAACAUACUAACAAUGACAAAGAGAUUAAUUUCAGUCAAGCUUAUCUGUUUCACAUGAUGGUUUGGGGCCAGGAUUGGGAGUUGUUGUUUUCUCACUGGUGGUACAUUUGAUCAUACAAUUCCAUACCUGCAACCUGUCAGUACAUUCAUUCCAAAGACAGUUUUAUUAAAUAAUAUAAGCUAUAUUACUCUUAAAAGUCCAUUGGCUUUACAUUAUGCCUGUCGCUACACCAAGUGCCUGCUUGAUGUCUUAAAAUGUCUUCACCAAACUACGCGUGCUAACAGAAGCAGCAAAUCCUUUCCACUGAUGAGAACUACCAGUUGCUAUGUAUUACAGUGUAGUUUCCCGAUCAUAAACUAGAAUGGCUCCCUAAACUAAAAGCUGCUUUUAAAAAUGAGAGAUUUGACAGCGUAUCUUUACGGCAAGUGCAUGUAUUUUCGUUGGAGAUCUGGAAGUGAUAACUUUUUUUGGCUGCCGAAACAUCUGAGGGCCGAACCUCAAGGAUCGCCUCUCCCCAUAUAAACCGACAAGGACCUUGCAAUCAUCACCUGAGGCCCUUUAUUUGUGUGUCUCCAUGAGAGGCCCAAAGCGUAACAACAUGAGAAUAGGCCUUUUUUGCAGUGUCUCCCUGCUUGUGGAAGCUCGCCUGGCUUAUAUAUCUUUAUAUAUCUUUAGACGCCAGGGAAAAACAUUCCUCUUCCCUCAGGCCUUUGGCUAAUUAAACAUCUAAUUAAAUCUAAGGCCUCUUAAAUUGGGCUGGGACCCAGGGAUAUUGUUUCUGGGUUUUUUAAUUAUUAUUUUAUAUAUUUUUGUGUUUUUGUAAAUCUCCCUGUGAUCUUCGGAUGAAGGGCAGUAUAUAAAUUUAAUGAAUACAUAAAAAUAAAAUAAUAAUACGUUUAAACAAACAAGCAAACAAAAAUCUUUUUAGAUGAAUGCUAAAUGGGUUGGUAGUAUCCUGAUCUUUGGACAUGCCAGUUUGGAAGCGAGUUCCAAGGAAGCUUGUAGUCGGCCAAUUGUAUUUAGGCAAAUCUUUUCAAGAUCAACUGUUCAUUUCAGCACUGUUGCCAGCAAGCAGAUGUUUCAAACUAAGGGUACCAAACUGAUGUUAGAUGGUCCUUUCAUUGAGUAUGCUUGACUAAACUAGUCAUCCAGAGGUCAAAGACUUCUGCAUCCUGUUAAACUUUUCAGUUUUGUGCUUAAAGUACUUUCAUUGCUUUCUCUUCAUUCAUGAGGUAAUGUUUUCCUGUUUCCUCCCCUGCCAUUUCUAUCUUUAUGAUGAUAGUAAAAUAAAAACCCAACCCUCUCUCACUUGUGUACCUUACCUCAAUCAGGUUGUGUUAAGAAAAAUAUAUUUUACAUAUUUGGAUCCUGUUUGCUUUAUAAAUAUGCAUACAUGUUUGCUACUAAUUCCACAGGAAGAUCGGGAGAGUGUGCUAAAGGGGUUUUCAUCUUUUAAAAGGGAUUUCAAAGAUGGAAGCUGGGUCUCUGUUUAAAGCAUAAUACAUUCCCUCACGUGAAAUAAUUCCAUUAUUUUCACAUGUUGGUUCUUGAACUGAUCAAGUACUGAUUGUUACAUAGAAACACUUAAGACAAUGUCUGCUGCUAUCUUUUUACUGUUGCUUCAAUGGGUAUUGCGUAUGACUUUUGCUGUAAUUGUAUUUUUAUUUUUUUUUUGUAAACUGCUUUGAAAUUCAUUGGAAUAAAUAGCAGCCUAGAAAUACUAUGAAUCAAAUCAGUAUUAAGACUUUACCUGAACCGCACUAACAUGAACAUGUCAUGAUUUUGCAAGAUAAACUUUUUCUCUCUCCUCUCAUUGUAAAAGAAUGAUUGCAUGUAAGAGUACACUUUUAUAAGCCAAUUUAGUUGUACAUCCCUUCAGUUUCAUAGACUCAGGUGAACGCUUAAGUUAUACAUGGUCAUUGUGACGUCAGUAAAGUGCCACAUAAAGUCAUGGGUAGAUUAAGUUGGGGCAUCAAGGUGAAAGAAAGGGAAAAGGUAGUCCUGUCAUAAUGUGGGAAUUGUUAAAUCUUCUCUCUCAAGAGUUUAAAUAAAAGAAAGCUUGAUCCUAGGUUUUGUUGGUGUUCUUCAGGCUGUUAAAUCAAGUACCUUUUUUCUUUCCUAGAUAAUUCUGUAUGGCGAUCUGCCAAAAAAUAAGGAGAAUGUGGUAUAUAUAUCAAAUCAUCAGUGUACAGGUUUGUAUGCAAUUUCCUUACCUGUAAGAGUUUUUUAAUUAAAUAAUUUUUAAAAGCAAAAACAAAAAGUGUUAAUAUAACCACUGAGAAUGAAAUUCUCUAGAUAUAGAUAGAUACUUGGGAUUGCAUGUUAAGAUUAAAUAAACAAAAAUACACGGUAUGAUCCUGAUAGAUGAGCAGGAUAAUGGGUCUUUUAAGCUGUUUCUUUGCAAAACAGCCCCCACAUGCUUCCUAACAAGGUGCCUCGAAUUUGGAAGUGCUUUUGAACCAACACAAACAGUUGUAUCCAAUGGCGGCUCUUGCACAAAGCAAGACACCCAUUGGUUUUUUCCAGUCCUGCUCAUGGCCGCCCACUGAAAUGCCACCCCUAAGCUUGGGAGGAACCAAUGGAAGAAGGUAUUGUAACGCUCAAGAGGGAUGCAGUAGGAUUGGUGAAAAAUGGGGGGGGGGGUUCUGCCUUUCAUGAGCAAAAGUGAUUUCCACUGGAAAUCUGCGUACAGUGUUCAGUUUUAAUUGUGUGCUGCUCAUUUUUUGCCAAGUGUCUAAUAUCUGUUUUGAACUUGGCUGAUUGGCAAAUUAUAUUACGCCACUUUUCCAUGUAUAAGACAAUUUUUAAAAUUAUAAAUUAAUGUUUGAGUGAUUCUCAGCAAUCCCCCCCCCCAAAAAAGCUCAGCAACUCUCAACUCUUUUUUAAAUUUGGAGUCCCCAAAAAUAGGGGUCGUCUUAUACAUGGGGGCGCAUUAUACACAGAAAAAUGUGCUAAAUACUGGAACCCUGGGGGGUGAUUUCAAGAAGUCCCAUUAAUUCUAGUUCUUCUGAUUCUGGUUUUAAGGGCACACUACUUAACACGAAGGUGUGUUUCUGGUUCGUUGUCUGUUGAGUCAGUGUUUCUCACCAGAUCCUUCAAGAUACGAAUCUAUUCUUGUUGGCAGGAGAUUAAAAGUUAUGUAGUGGUAUUAUGCAAACAGUACAAGCUUUGUUUAAAAAAUGAAGAAAUGUGUGCUAAAAUACUAAAGAGUAAUAGGGGAAUAUGAUUGUGGAAAGAACUUACCUUGCAUUGCCACUGACUGCAGUUCAUCUUUCAUGUUCAUAAGCACUAGACGAGCAUUAAAUAAUGUUGGGAAGGAUUUUGACAUUAACCUAGGGACAUAAAUGUUUGAGUUUUGUUUGUUUGUUUUGCAGUUGACUGGAUUAUAGCAGAUAUGUUGGCCGUCAGGCAAAAUGCUCUGGGACAUGUUCGAUAUGUUUUGAAAGACGGGUUAAAGUGGCUUCCUUUAUACGGGUGGUAUUUUUCUCAGGUAAAUCCUAAUCCUUUCUCCACGUCACAUGAAAUAACUAGUACUUUCUGCUAAAUUUUGACAUGCCUCAAUCCUGAGCAUAUUUACUUGAAAGUAAAUCCCAUUUAUUUCAGUAAAACUUAGUCCCAAGUACUGUAAGGCAUGCUUGAAGUCAGGUCCAUGCAAUGAUUCCGUCUUGAUAAUGUGUUUUUGUUUCAUAUUUGAAACAGAAUAGUGAAACUUCAACUCUUUCUAGUUAGCAGAUUUUAUCUGGUAGGGUUAGGAGGGUAUUUUUGGCUCUCCAGUCAGGUGUUUAGCAAACUAAAAGUACUCACUGAACUUGGGACAAUGCCCGCUAAGAUGCAAAAACCACGUGUCCAUGUCCUACACGAUUAACAGUGCAAUUCUGGCAUUUAUUUAUUUAUUAGAAGUAAGUGACAUGGAGUUCUCAGGUAAGUGGGUCCAGGAUGAACCCUAAGACAAUUUCGAGCGUACUGAAUUGAGUCCCACUGAAUUCAGUGGUGUUGACUUCUUAGUAACCAUAUAUAGGAUUGCAUUUGAAACAUUUAUCCUUUAGUUAAAUUAGUUACGUAUUUCAGUCUGGCUCUAAUCACAUUUUAGUCCUGGGUUUGACUCAGUGCAUGGACUGUGUUUAUUUAUGGGAUAAUAUCCUUGCUGUUGCACAUAUUCAUAACAUGUUAGCAAAAUUGGGUUGUGUUUCCAAAGAAAGCAAGAAUAAUUUGAUAGAUGUCUGCAUAUGCUAAAAUUCGCUGAAUUGUGGCUUUUAUGUCUUUGUCACCGUGAAGUUUCUGAUUAAAAAAAAAAACAAGUAGCCCUUUUAUGUCAAUGACUUGAUUUAGAUAUGUUCUUAUAUUUUCUUAUUCUCUUUCCUUUUUGCUUUUUUGCUCCUCUAGUUGAGCUUCAUAUGGAUUUUAUCCUAGUAGGCUAUCAGGGUGAUCUAGUGAGCUGUGUUCCAUUAGACACAAUAGUUGAAAUUCAGAAGAUCUUUGGGAGACAAGGGGUAGUGUUUCUCACUAGGUGAGUGUGGUUCCAUAUCUAAACUCGUGACAUAUAUUUUUAGCAGAGAGAGAUAAGAGCUAUAAUGACAGUUUUCCACUUCUCUGCAUAUGGUCCCAUAAUUCACAUCUUGUGUCACGAAAGUCACAAGAUGUUGGUUCGCAGAUGCAAAAACACAAGCUGCAUAGCACAUACCUCCAUUUUUCGAACGCCACUCUAUACAAUCACUUUAAAUGAAUGAACCCCUUAUAUAUUUUGGAGUUGCUUUCUGCUGCCAGGCGGGGAUGAGGGGUAGAAUUUUCAUACAUUAGUUUCUUGUAGGUUCCCCUUUGUCAUUCGUUCAGACUAGGGCUGCCAUACAUCUGGACAUUACCGGGAUUUCAGAUGCGGAUUUGAUGUCUGGGAGGCGGGAUUUCCGAAAGGCGGCACUUUGUCCUGGAUCUUAGGCAAGUCAAUCGGAAAAAACCCUUUGAAAUAUGGCAACUCUAGUUCAGACCAGGUAGUGACUGAUCUUCCAUGGGUGUGCUGCCAUAGAAAAUAUUAAUUAUCAGGGUGAGUUGUGUUUUGCCAAAUCCAAUGUAUGAAAUGGCCACCAUAAGAAUCACUUCAAAUGUUACUGCUUCUGUGUGAAGGCCACUCAAAAAGUUGGGAGUAGAUCCCUGGAGAGAUCCAGCCUGAUCUAUGUGGUCAGUAAACUGGGAUUAUUCAUAUGGUCACCCUGGUGGUAAGUAACCGUACACAUGUUACAGUUCCCCCAUGGAAUCCUUUUUUUGGUUGCCUUGUCUUAAGAACCACAACGUUUGACUCAGACCUACAAGUUUGGUGCAUGGAAAAUAGGUUCUCCCUGGAGGAAGCUUUCAAUUGCUCUUCAUGGCUGUUGCUUCUGUGGUAAAAUCUCACCCUGCGUGUUCAUAAACUAUGUGACUGCUCAUUGAGUGUGUCACCGUGUGGAUUGAAAAGCUUGAGAAAUAAGAUUGGCUACUUUUCUCCAUAGCAAUAAGUUUAAAAACAAAACAAAAAACUUAUUACGGGCAUAAGAAAAUUGACUCCUCUGUAUGACAAGCGCUUCAGAGAAUGAUUUUCUAAGUCAUUCCCACAUGGUUGUUAGUUGGUAUGCGCCAGCAUUUGAUCUAGCAGGUGCACUGAGAGAAAAAUGGACCUUUGGUACCUCAUGGUAAACAAUAUGGCAUGAACUGCAGUCAUUUACUUGCUGGUGUACAAAUCAGGCCUUGAGUUGAACCAGUGAAGUUGUUUUCCUUUGGCAUAAAUAAUAAUAAAUAAUAAAUAAAUUUUUAUUUAUGUCCCGCCCUCCCCAGCCGAAGCCAGGCUCAGGGCGGCUAACAACAAUAAAACAUUUUAAAAUCAUUUCAUUAAAAAAUUACUUCAAAUCAAAUUGAUGGCAACCAUUGGUAGAGUUCUGUGAAGAUUGCCAAAGGAGGGAGUCAGGCUGUGCCCUGGCCAAAGGCUUGGCGGAACAGCUCUGUCUUGCAGGCCCUGCGGAAAGAUGUCAAGUCCAGGGAACAAGGAAGGACAGCAUUGUUUUUACAUUGCUUCUUUUCCCUUGUUUCUCAAUACAGGUGCUGCAACCAUGUCCAAUUUAUCUGUUUCACUCCAGAGAUAUUGAGUGAUUUGCAGAUUUUUUAAAAUCUUGCAAUAAAAUCCAAAAAUUAAAUAGUCCCACAAAUCCUCGAACUGCUUUAAUAGUUCAUAGGUUUUCCCCAAAGAAUUCUGAGAACUGUAGUUUUAGGUCCUCACAGACCUAAAAUUCCCAGCAUCCUUAACAAACUACAGCUCCGAGGAUAUGGUUCCCCACCUUUUCUUGUCCAUGCCCCUCACCUAAGCAUCUCUGAAAUCCUGAUCCCCCCCCCCGUGACAUAUAAUUCUUAUUAUUCAAAAAGUGAACUCCUGUUUACAUGGAGGAAACUAAAAGGCCAUUAACUUGCUCUAACUCAUUCUCAAAUUGCCCCCCUUGAAAAUCAAACUGCCCCCUGUGGGGCCUGUGCCCCACGUUGGGAACCACGGCUUUAGAGGAAUUCAUGUGCUUUAAAUGUAUGGUGUGGUUGUGACCUCAGGAAGUGGUUUUCAGGACACCCCGUGGCUAUGUAUUUUUCAUCCUCGGGCUGAGACCAAAUUGUCCUCCUCCUCCUUGCUCUGUAGCCGUGUGAUAGCAGAUUAUUUCAUCAGAAUAAUGCUCUUGUUGUUUUCUGGAAGGGAAGAGGCAGCAAAUUAGCAACGCAAGAAGAGCCCUCCUGGAUCAGGCCGAAGGCCUGUUUAGUCCAGAAUUCAGUUUCCCACAGGAAACAACCAGCAGCUGUUGGUUUUCUUGCCAGUGGCUAUCACCAGACUGAAAAUGCCCAUUCCUGGAGCUCCCUCUCCUCUUGGAAGCAACCCCCUUCCUCCUGACAAGUGACUAAGGCCAGGUGGUUCUUCUCCUGUCUUCUGCAAUCACAGUAAAUGAUUCUACUUGCUGUCAUUAUAGGAUAGGUAUUUUGUUUACUCCCCAUAGUUGUUCAAGAUCAUUCAUCCGCCAUUUUCCCAGUUAACUUCCAAAAAAUACUAGUCUGCAGUCUUAUUCCCAUGGAUGAUGAGGUGAUAAAAAGCUGGGUUUUCCUUUAGAUUAGCUGUUCUCAACCUGUGGGUCCCCAGAUUUUGUUGGACUACAACUCCCAUCAUCCCUGAGCUCUGGCCUUGCUAGCUAGGGGUGAUGGGAGUUGUAGUUCAACAUCAUCUGGGGACCCACAGGCUGAGAAAGGCUGCUUUAGAUCAUGGGUUGUGGAUGCUUUUCAUGCUGCAAAUAGGAGAAUUCAGUGGACACCUUGGCCAACAUUCAGUGUUGCAAAUCACAGUCUGCAAAUUAUGGCACUUAAAGGUAUUUAAGGGGAAAUUCUAUUGAUAAGGAUAUGCAAAGUAUGUGGAGUCAGUUGGCAGGUAUUCUUUUUUAAAAAAAAAAAUUCUCCCUGACAUGCCAAAUGGUACAAAAACAAAACAAAAAACCACUUCCUCCUCUUCCUGUUGAUACUGUGUUGGUGAUGUCACUCGCACUCCACUAAAACUUUCCAGUGACAAUUAAUUACAGAAUUGUGAUGGAAUGCAUAUUUCCUACCUCAGAUAAACAUCCUGUUGUGGAAUAUAUGUGUGUAGGAUCUGAGUAUGUAGAAAGCAGAACACAACUUUUAAGGAAAACAUGCUAGUAAACACGUCUGUAUGCUUCCUCCCCAAGCACAAAACACACUCUUAAAGCAUUAGAGAAUAAAUAUGAAAAAGCUAAUAUGGUAUUUAUCAGCUUCUUGGAAAUGUAUUCCAACACUCUAUUGAUUCUCAGAUUAAUGUUGAUUCCCAGAAAAGUCCUACAUACACAACACAGUGCCGUGAAGUGAACAUGUAUGUAGAUAAAAAGUAAUAGCUUAGAAUGUGGCAGAAAAAUAUCACCUGAUCCACCUGACUCUAUAGAAAACUGAUCUCUCAGUUGUAAACAUUUUUACUUGGAAGGAAGGCCUGGGGAUUUCAGUGGAAUUUAGAACUUGAAAACAUGUAGUAACUUCAUCAGAGGUGAUGGUUUUAACAUUUGUUCUUUGUGAGAUACGUUAUAGCUCCCUGUAAUUAUUUUGUUUCAACCCUCUACUUCUUGUUAUUACAUGCUUUACCCCUAUAGCUGGUCAAGCCCAUUUAUAAUAAGUUUCCUAUAUUAAAAGUUAGGGUUGUGUUUGGCAAAGUCAUAGAGUAAAUCCAUGGACGUGAUAAACUUAAGUCCUUUGAUUUCAGUGGGUCUGCUCUGAGUUUGACUUAAUCAGAUACAAUCCAGUAUUGUAUGUGUGCCUGUUGCUUUUCUCUUGAGUAGGCAUUGCAUGCUGAGCCAGCUGUCUUUGUUUUGCAGACAAGGGCUGCUGAAUGCUUUGAAGCAGUUGGCCAAGCUUGAAAUUAGGGAACAAAGCGAUAAAGCGAUUAAACAUUAGCAGCUUUUCAUCUUAAUUGAUUGUAAUAAUCAUUUUAUUACUUGUAUGUGACACCUGAGGUCUGCUAUAAUCCUGAUUCUGAGGCAAUCCCUGUUGUAUUCUCUACAUCAGCCUUUCUCAAGCUUGGGUCCCCAAAUAUUGUUGGACGGCAACUCCCAUCAUUCCUAGCUAGCAGAACCAGUGAUGUUUGGAGUUGCAGUCCAACAAUAUUUGGCAACCCAAAGUUGGGAAAAGCUGUUAUGUACUAAACAGGCCACAUCUAUGCCCAGUUCUGGGUGCUGUAAUUUUAAGGAAGACAUUGACAAAUUGCAGCAUCUCUAGAGGAUGGUGACAAAGAUGUUGAGGGAUAAGAAUUGCAAUUUAUUCAACCUAGAGAAGACUACAGCGAGUCGUGAUGGCUGUCUUCAAAUACCUGAAGGACUAUCAUGCAGAAGAUAGAACAGUUUUGUUCUCUGUUGCACCAGAGUACUGUACCAGCAGGCUGGGGAAUAGAAUCCUUUAAUGCCAUACUUGAAAUGUAACUCUUUUUUGUUAACUUGGCACAAUAGGGCAUUUUAUUAAUUAACUGUUAUGGAUGUGUUCAUGAACUCAUUACAACUGCUUCUUUUAAGUCAAGGCAUCUGGUAUUAAUUGAAGCCAUCGGCCUUUCCCUUUCCUUCUCUCUCCUUUCCAUUUUGCACUUGGGGAACCAGUUCAAAAAUUAGCCAAUGUAUCGGCAGUUCUGAAAAUGGGUUGCAUUCAACGUAGUACUAAAUAGUGCUUUGCACAAAUAAAACAGCUUCUUCUUCUCCCCCCCCCCCCCCGCAAUGCCUCACCCCUAAAUCUGUUCUGGAUUUCCUCCCUCCCCUAAUCUUCCAGAGCAGAUUUGAGAGAGGAUAGCCCAGGCUGGGGAUGGGAGGUGGAGUGCAGAUGGAGUCCCAUUGCACACUCAUAAGUUAUUGCACACUCUUGCAUUUAUUUAGUUGCUUACUGCCCACUGGUUUAAAAUAUUUCUAGCUUAUAUAGUGCCCCCUUUUUUGGUUUUAUUUCAUUGAAAGCAUGUCUAUAAACAUAAAUGUGGGCGUGUUCAAAGGUGGGUUGCUUGGUUUAACAGCAUUUUGUAGUGUGACUAUGCGUACAUCUAGCUCAGGAGUCGGCAACCUAUGGGCCACAAGCGGCCCAUGGGGGUCAUUUAACCGGCCCAUGGACCCCCGCCACCUGCUUGGUUGGCUCCCGUGUGCAGGAGCUUCCUGCAGCCAAUGGGAAGCUGCGUACGCCUCCUCUGUGCCAGAAGGAGUGCCGGAAAUAGUUUUUGCACAUGUGUGCGCACACUCCGGCCCACCGCGGUGUCUGCGGGACCGUGAACUGGCCCAAGCCACAAAAACUUUGCCGACCCCUGAUCUAGCUGAUAUUAUUUGCUUUGUAUUCCAUUGGGGGAGGGGGAAAUAUCAUACUUAAAUAACUUUUUCUUGGAAUGUUUGAUUAGCUGUGCUUUUAGAAGAAUAUAACCUAGGUAUAGUUCAUGAAGCAUAACUUGAAAGUGUGCUCCCAUUUACGUUCCAUCUGCACUCUGCAUUUAAAGUAGUAUUACAGUCAUACCUCUAGUUGCGUUAGGUUCACGUUGCAUUUUUUUCUUAUUACAAACGCGGCAAACCCAGAAGUGUUUACUUCCAGGUUCGCCACUAUGCGCAAGAGCGAUAUGUGCGCUUUGUGCAUGCGCAGGAGCGAUCUUUCGUGUCACAUGCAGAAGCGGCGCUCCACUUACAGACUUUUUGGGGUGCGAACGGCACCCCAGAACGGCUCGCAUCCGUAAGUAGAGGUACCACUGUACAUUAUCCCUAAAGUCACAGCUUGUUGAGGGUGCUGAGAGUUCCUAGGAAACCCCCAUUCCCCCUCACAGAACCACAUUUCCCAUAGUUCCCUGGGAGGAGGGAUUGGCUGUUAAGCCCCUCUGAGAAUUGCAGUUAUGUGAGGGGACUCGGGGUCUCCUAGCCACUCUCAGCACCCUUAACAAACUACACAUCCCAGGAUUCCUUGAGGCAAGCCAUGACUGUUAAAGUGCAGAUGCAGCAUUAGACAAAGCAAAGCUGAGGAGUUUAGCAAGUUGACUUAUGCUAGACUUAUUUGUCCAUCUGGCCCAAUAUCAACUAUUUUGACUGGUAACAGCCCUCCAUGAUUUCACUCUGGUAAUGGAUCCUUUAAACUGAACCUGCCAGGGAUUGAACCUGGGAUUUUCUGUAUGUAAAUUAUCCAUAGGCCUUCACCUUAGCAAAUGGCGACACAGCCUCUCUGCUUAUCCCUCAGCUCCCUGUCAGUGUCCCAGCUCUUCUAUUACUUUCCUGAUUUCUCUGCUUUCUCUCUCUGGAACACUCUGUUUUCUUCAGGAGAGACUGAGUAUCACCAAUGAAUUUUAGCUCUUUAAUAUCCUUGCUACAGUUUUACCUGUUGGUUCCAGUUUAAGCUGUUGUGUUCAUAUGGACACAAAUGUGAGUUUUGCAUUAAGUAUAAUAACAGGGGUCUUUUUAGAGGGACCUUAUUUCUAUCUAUUUUAAGAAAUUGGCAUUUCUAAUUUCAUGUUUUUUAGAGUAUUGAAAAUCUGUGUACUUUGUUUCAUAAACUAUUGUCAUCAGUAUAUUUUCCUUCUUUCUUUGCUAGCAUGGAGGAGUCUAUGUGAAACGAAGUGCCAAAUUUAAUGAAAGGAAAAUGAGGAACAAGUUGCAAGCCCAGAUAAAGGCUGGAACUCCAGUAAGAUUAUAUAUUUCCCGUGUGUGUGUGUGUUUGUGUGUGUGUGUUCUAACUGCCAUGAGAAUGAAAGUGACAAGAAUGCUUGUCUCAUAUGUUGCCCCAGAUGCAUGGGUCACCUUUCUUCCCUCUGCUGAACAGAUGAGUGGCUGGAUUAGGAUGUUUGUUUGUUUGUCUGUUGGUUGGUUGGUUUAUACACCAUGUGCAUGCCAAAAUGGCUUCCAGCAUGGAGCAGUCUUAGGUUUGGCUUACACACUUCCUUUUUCUGUGAACGGAUGUCUUCCACAUGGUUAGUAGAUAGCUACUGUACCCUCCCAGAAAACUCUUGGUGUCAGAAUAUAAAACCUAUUUCUGCAGUAUCAACUUUCUCUGAAUUAGGACUGGUGGUUGUUGCUGUUUUUGCAAAUUAAAUAAUGCUGCUAUUGCUCAGCUAAUAUGAAGUUUCAUAUAGGCUAAAAAAGGAGGUGAUUGCUGUCAUAACUCCCAAUAGAGUGUCAUGUGGAUGCUCAGUCUUACAGCUUAUCUGGAACCCUGUAACCGAGUGUUCAUCAUACCCACCAAAGCAUCAGUUUUUGCAUGUUGGAAUCAGGAAGAAAUCAGCAGCAUUCCUUCCUUCCUUCCUUGUCAGCUGAGUGUCAUACAAAGGAUAGCAUGUUCUCUUUGCUUGCCAAUACCUAUAGCUGUCACACACCAAACAAGGUUUGCUAGCCAGGGCUGUUAGGUUAAUUUGUUCUAGUUGAGAAGGCAGCUUGUAUUUCUUGGCCUUUGUAUUAUUUAAAGUUGCAGUACAUUCAGUUGCAGCUGGUUAGGGAUCUCUGGACAGGAUAUAAAGAGAGAGAGAUUUGCUCACUAAACUGUGUUGGUUUACUUUCUCCGACUUGAACCAUUUAGAUAUGUUCUUACACACAAUUUUUGUUGCUUCUGCUGCUUAUGUUCCUCUGUUAAUUUUUCCUUGAAAAUUCGGAUUCCUUGAAUAUCAAGAUUGCUCAUCUUAACUGAAAAUGACUGUUAUUGCGUAUCUUUACAUGUCCUCUGUGUUUUAUUCAACCCUCUUGUCCCCUCCCUAUUGAGCACACACAUACUGUACACACAUACUGUAGCCUAGAGAUCAUGUUGUGAUGCUUCCUUUUUAAAAAAAUUGUGCAUAUAAAUGUUUUUUAAUUCCACAGAUGUAUCUUGUGAUUUUUCCAGAGGGAACACGGUACAACCCAGAACUACCAAAAACCAUUGCAGAUAGUCAAUCAUAUGCUGAUAAGGCAGGUAAGGUGAACUUCAAAGAAUUUUGGGAAGCAGGGAACUUCGAACAGAUAACAUUCACUGUUGCGUAGACACAGCCCUACGGUUUAAGGAUAACCAAGGAGAAAGGGACAUUAGUUGAAAAAGAGUGAGGCUUGACCAUAGGUGGGUGCUGAAUAUACACAUAAAAGUGUGUGGUCUUAGUGUUUGUUCCUUUUCAUUGGUACUGCAGGUAGCACUAAUGUUUAAAGUAUAGUCAAACAAGGAAACUUCACAAGGGGUAUGUCCUUUGAGAGAUUCAUUGCAAGCAAACUGUGCUUGCUUGCAAUAAAUAUUGUGCCCACGCGAUUCCUCUGGCAUGAGCUUUGCAGAGUACGCAAUGUCAUUGGAAGCCGAUUGAAGUCUGAACGCUGUCUGUCCUUUUGGACAAUGAAGGAAAGAACACCUUGAAAGCUACAACUGGUGUUUAUUGUAGUCAACAGUAAUAAACACAUAGAUUACUAUAUACAGUGGUACCUCUGGUUACGUACAGUGGUGCCUCGCAAGACGAAAUUAAUCCGUUCCGCGAGUCUCUUCGUCUUGCGGUUUUUUCGUCUUGCGAAGCACGGCUCUUAGCGGCUCUUAGCGGGUCUUAGUGGCUUAGCGGCUAUUAACAGCUUAGCGGCUUUAAAAAAAGGAAACAAACUCGCAAGAACUCGCAAGACAUUUCAACUUGCGAAGCAAGUCCAUAGGGAAAUUCGUCUUGUGGAACGACUCAAAAAACGGAAAACUCUUUCGUCUAGCGAGUUUUUCGUCUUGCGAGGCAUUCGUCUUGCGGGGCACCACUGUACUUAAUUCGUUCCGGAGGUCCGUUCUUAACCUGAAACUUUUCUUAACCUGAAGCACCACUUUAGCUAAUGGGGUCUCCUGCUGCUGCCGCACCAGAGCAUGAUUUCUGUUCUCAUCCUGAAGCAAAGUUCUUAACCUGAGGUACUAUUUCUGGGUUAGCGGAGUAUGUAACCUGAAGCGUAUGUAACCUGACGUACCACUGUACAGAUACAGAGUAUUAACAGCAUGUACACUCUCUCAGCAAACUGCCAUUAACCAAUCCCUCACACUAUAACCACCACAGACAGAGAGACUCUCUCAGAACGCAGGCAUAUACAUAUAGCUGCUCUGUUACAGUAUAACACUGAUUGGCUGAGCGCUCUGCCAAGAAUAUCUCACAUGUCCGUGUGCACACAUAUAUAUUUGAGUCAGUAUUUUAAAAAUGACAACUAAUCCAAAGGACAGGAUUCACCUAACAGGACCUUCCAGCAGAAGCCCUGUGCAAGGACUUCCCCUUGUGGAACAGGGCUUCCCCCGCUGCACCCCCUGAAAUUUGCUCAUGAGGAGACUUUUUCCACCUCGCAAGCUAAAGUUCUUACACAGAUGAAACAUUUAUCAUAGCGCAACAUUGAAUUACACCCAAAGAACUUAGAGUAAGCAUUUUAAAAUGCAAUUUGCCAGGCAUUUUUGGGUGACCAUGCUCCUUUUUUAGAAGCUUUAAUACACUGAAUAUUUCCACGCUUCUGAAUAUUGUUAACAGUUUUCAAUGCUUUCGUUGAGAUUCCUGCAUUGCAAAGGGUUAGAAUCCCUUCCAGUUCUGCAACUCUGUGAUAUAUUAAUAUUAUUAUUUGCUGCGCUUAAUUAGUCACUUACUUAAUGAAAAGUAAACUCAGAUGAAUAUAAACUGGACCAGGCUUUCCUGUAACAAAUUCAUGCACUUUGGUAGUUCAGAAAACAAGGUUCAACUUUCCAGGCAACAAACCUGCUACUUGACGUCUUUGUACUCUGAGUACAUAAAGGUUUAGCUGCAAGUUCUGAUAACCAUGUAUCGGUUUCAAGAAUCACCAUCUAGUUGGCAAGGCAAGAGGCCAGGCUCUCUUAUCUUUUUAAUUUUUCUGCAGUUGUAACAUUCAGCCUAACAGUACAAGCUUUGUACUACAGAGCUUCAUUUCUCUUCACUUAGAAUAUAUUUUCAAGUGGAAAGAAAUUGGAGCAACAGUGCCUGGUUAUCGGACUUCCUUUCCUAGUCUAAACACAAUAAAGCAUUCAGAAACUUUUAAUUGCUACAGAAUUACUGCUGCUAGCGUUUUGGCUGGGUUUAGGCUUUGAGAACAUACUAAACCAUUUUUUUGUCCUGCAUUGAAUGCUAAUUGGCUUCCGGACUCAAAUCAAGGUGCUAAUUUGACUUUUUAAAGCCAACUGCAUUGCGACUGGAUACCUUGGGUGUCUCAUUUUUCUGCUUUGUUUCGUCUUGAACACACUGUUCAGGAUCUGAGUUCUUGCCGCAGGUUCCACUAGCCUUGUUUUAAUGAUAUGUACUACGUUAAUGACUGGCACUUGUUUGAAUUUGUUCUCUUCUUAUGUUUUACUAUUACGUGUUCUUAUGUGAGCCACCUUGAAUCCACCUUGUGGGAAAGAACCAUUUUUAAUACAUAGGCAAAUCUGGUGGUUCACAAGGCUACAUCACAGACGAAAUAACAUUAGGAAUAAAUAUGAAUAUCAAGGUAAAACUUAUUCAAACAGAAGCAAAUAAACAACAGAAUGUUUUGAGAGCCUCCAUUUAGAACACCAAAAAUUAAAUGCUUAGUUCUCAACAACAUGUUUGGUAAUCUUGCCAGUUAUUAUGAAGGCACAGAGCUCUGUUAAAAUUCACAGACAGCUUUCUGGGUCAUGUGGUCAGCAUGACUAAACCGCUUCUGGCGCAAUGGGACACGGUGACAGAAACCAUAGCACACGGAAAUGCCGUUUACCUUCCUGCAACAGCAGUACCUAUUUAUCUACUUUCACUGGUGUGCUUUCGAACUGCUAGGUUGGCAGGAGCUGGGACAAAGCAACGGGAGCUCACCCCGUCGCGGGGAUUCGAACCGCCGACCUUCCGAUCGGCAAGCCCAAGAAGCUCAGUGGUUUAGGCCACAGCACCACUCGCGUCCCUUACAAGUAUUAUUUAGCAACAUGGCAAGAGUCAGUAUUUAGGCUUGGGGGGGGUGAUAUCUACUUGUUUCCACCCACCAAGCACCCUUCAGAGCAGACAUGGGGGUUGCAGGGGCAGGAGAGGAAAGGGAAUUCCUGUCAAACAAUUGGACAUGGGUUCCUAAAAUAAUAAGCAGAUGUUCAUGGUAGUCAGUGCUUACUGCCAAAUCAGGCUUGUAAUUUGACUAGCACUUUGUGACGCAUGUCCAGAACAGCAGUCCCAUUCUUGCAUCAUACAUCUGGAAGGCCACAAGGGAUUCAGAUAUGUAUGUGCUAAAGUUGCAAACCUGUUCUUUGCAAGUGAGGUACAUAUUUUUCCUUGGUUAUGCUGACCAUUCACCUUCCUAGCCAUUUUCACGUGUGGUUUUUUGUGUUAUUUUGUGGAUGUUUUAUCGAAAGCUUGGGGCAAUAUUAGCCGAACUGAAUGCUUGGUAAUAAAAACAAUUGCUGUCAUAACACUGCGUCCGGCACACAUGGGCUGGAACAACAUCUCAGCAACACAAACACCGUGGCACUUUUGAUACAAAAUUCACAUGCUAAAAAGCUGUGUUAGGUUUCAAAAUAUUUGCAUAGUCUUGUAUUGAAUAAGUAAACAUUUCUGGAAUGGCUGCGAUGGACCUGACAUCAGUGUUGUCCUUGGUUGUAACAAGUGUUGAAGGAAUACAGUUUGGUGGAAGCAGUAAAAAGAGAAAAAGAGAAAUAUUGUUUGCAGGAAAGUUGGUUAAGAGAUGCCGCACAUUCCUGUUGGUGUAGAAAAUGAACUGUCUUUUAACUACUCUGUAAAUGGAGGAUUUGAAGGCAACCCUCUUUUAUUCCAGUUGCUUUGUAUGUAGUAGAAUCAUUGGAGCACUGAGCUGUAACCUAAUAUAUCAUGCUCACAGUCAUGUUGUCAGAUUAUUAUUUUUUACACAAAAUAAGGGCAAGACUGAGACCUCCCUAUUAUUUUAAUAUUGAUUUUGGAUGGUGGCAUUUUGUUAACAGCAGGAUACUGGAAUUCCAGUUAAUGUUUCCAAAAAUAAAAUCAGGCUGUCUCUUCUUUAACUAAGGAACUUUUGUCUUGCUUUAGUUCACAUUUUUAAUUAUUUCGUUUUCCUCUUGUUGAACAGGUUUUAUUCCUCUCAGUUGCAUUAUGUUGUUUUAUGUUUCAAUGUUGUGCUAUAGUUCUAAACAUGUUAUGUAUUCUGCCAUGAACUCCAUUUUCCGAUGAAGAUGGCACCUCAUAAUUUUUUAAAGGAACGUGAUUGUGAGAUUCAUUGUAAGAUCCUUUUGUACAAGGACUUGCAACUUACCAAAAGUAAAUCUCUUUAUUAUAAAUGCAUAAUAGGAAUUUAGAGCUUUGUGUAUUUCCGCUGCAUAUUAAUAUGGUUUAAAUAAUCUGAGAGUAACAUAUGAACCAUAGUUUUGCUUGGAAGCAAAACUUAACAAAAUAGGGCAAAAUCUUUGAGGGCAUGUAACUUAAUUUAGGAUGAAAUGAGCCAACUGAUAUAUCAGUAAAGCCCACCCAACUAUCAGGACUCAUCUGGGUUUCUCCUUGAGCUACUCAAUUGAACCUGGUUACGGAAAACGGAUGGAAGCAGUUGAAUAGCCAAUGUCCACAGCAGCUCUCUUUGGACGUGAAAGUAGUUAUGGGUAAGGAUUAGGGCAAACCUUGACAUUAGGAAGCCCUAACUUGCAGGCUACAAUUUCUCUAGUGUUCCCCAUAGGCUGAAAGUUUAUAAAAGGCAGACUUCAAAUACUGGCCUCUUAAGACUUGAGGAAUACAUGAACAUAUUGUGCAAGCUGGGAAUACUGUUGUUUUCCCAUGGCUUUCCAGUGGGGGAAAAUAUUAAGGUCAUCGUUUCUAUCUAUGCAGUACGGUGUACCAUGGAUAUGUGUGAUUGACAGUCUUUGAUAUUCUUUCACCUAGAAUUCAAUUUGCUUAAGAUGCUUGCUCUUGAAAUUUGAUCUAAGCAGUGGCUUUCGUUUUGUUUUUCUAUGCGGGUUCUUUUGGUGCUUAGCUAGCGAUCCUUGAUGAGAUCAGUGGUGGCAGACGGGCUUCAAUGAAACAAUGACUUGUUUGCCACAACCAAUGUUUCCACCUUUGGUAUGCAGAACAGUGUUGGAUACAUUUGUGUGUGGAAUAAGUAAGACGCUGUGCGUCUUAGGAUGCUGUUGCUGAGGCCCAGCAGGCCUGGCCGCACCCUCCAUGAACUCUGUGUCUAACCUAGAACAUGUCCCAGAAUCCUCUGCAGUGCCCAGCAAUUCUGUGGCAAAUUGUGUUAGGGUUCCCGGGCAAACAGUUCCUUGAAGUAGAAAGUUUUCAAUACACUGGCCUUGUUCACGCAUAACUUGAAUCCAAGCCAUGAUUUAGUGUGAACGAGCAACUUCCAAGAAAGAGAUUGUGGUUACUUUGCCCCCCUUUUGGCCUGUCCCUGUUUGCUGCUCCUUUUGUCUUAAAAUAUUGUCUGGAUCUGAACUUGUGGUUGAGCUCUCUGAAACCAAAUAUGAGUUCCAAACUGUAGGGCAAAUCUUGGUUACAGCUUGUGGUUUGUCUUGGGAGGGCUAAACCAUGAGCCCAGCUUCAGACGAUGCAGUAAGCCAAACCAUGUCAUGUCCUAGAGCAGGGAUGGCCAACAGUUCGAUCGCGAUCUACUGGUAGAUCCCCGGGAGGUUUUGGUACAUCGCGGUCGAUCGCUGGUUCCCUUUCCUCAGUGGUGGUAAAAUAGAAUCGGGCCCCACCCCCUCACCCCAUCCUCCAUUGUUGCACGAUCUCCAGAACGGAAGACAGAGCUUUUGCAAUGAUGCUGAUUGUUUCCUUAGUGAUCUUUUGGUGAGCAACUUUCCUCCUAAGAAAGCUCAGCAACCUUUCCCUGAAUCCCUAAAAAAACAGAACUUUAUUCCCUAAAAAAAGCUCAGCAACACUUUGACCUGAACCCCUCCCCAAAAGGGGUAGAUCACUGCCAGUUUUUUAUUUUGUGAGUAGAUCGCUGUCUCUUAGGAGUUGGCCAUCCCUGUCCUAGAGCACAAUGACUGGAAGAAGAGCAAAGCUGCUGCAAAAUUGGCUUUGGGUGCCCACAUGAUUUGGCUUAAUGUUACGUGCGGACUGGACCCCUAAUUUAAUGUGACCUGCAGACUAGAGACAAACAGGAGUUAAUAUGUCACACUAUCAUCAUACUCUGGAGGCUUCAGUUCUCCAGGAGAAAAAGCCACUUUUAAUACAUUUUCAGUAUACUUUUUCUCUUGCUUAGGACUUGCUGUAUUAAAACAUGUACUGACACCACGGGUGAAGGCUACUCAUGUUGCAAUUGAUUCGAUGAGAACCUACUUAGAUGCAGUUUAUGACAUUACGGUAGCAUAUGAAGGUACUGUGGACCAGAAAGGACAAAGGAAAGUGGCUCCAUCCAUGACAGGUGAGUUGGUGAUGUUGAAUUAAUUUAAGCAAGAAUGGGGAGUCUGUUUUGGACAGCGGGUUGGACCGAAUUGUGGCCAACCCUCCACAAGCCAUAUUUGACAGGUGGGCGGGGCCUAGUAUACAGGGAUGUGAACAAAGCACUUGUGGAAGGUUUGGGCCAAUGAUGUAUCUCAACUCUUGCCCAUUAUAGUUUUUAAAAACCAGCCAGAAGAGGUUGAUUGGGUUGGUCUAGAAGUUAAAUGCUUCUGUGCCAGCUGCCUUAAAGGAGGCGGUGGUGUAAGCCCUCAAGAGGACAGUCCUGAGGUUUGUGACAACUACUGCCCAGUUGCUAAUAUCCCCUUCUUGGGCAAGCAAACUUGAGAUGGUUGUGACUGUUCACCUUCAUUCAGUGCUUGGGGGAAAACUGAUUACCAGGUGUCUGAAUCAUCUUCAUGAGAGGUUUUUUUAGCAGAGACUGGGUAGCAACAGAUUUCCUGCAAUCAGCAAGUGUGUGGCCUCUGAGGUUCUCUGACCAGGUAUUUUAAGUUCAUGUAGGCUUUUCUGCUCAUAAUUUUUAGCUGUCUCAAAAUGGGUUUUAUGAAGAUUUUGACUUAAUCUUUUGUUGUGAUUAUUCUCAUCCAUGGGGAUGAAGGACGGUCCAAAAUAUUUUUUAAUAUACUUCUUGUUCAGGAGACUGGUGGGAAGUCACACGCUCUCCCUGUUCUGAUGUUAAUUUUGGUACUUAAUGUCCAUCCCAUUAUUCCUGACUAGAAAGUAAUGUCGGGUCCAUUUACCUCAGACCUGGGGGACUUUGGCCCUCCAGGUCUUGUUGAAUUGCAGCUCCCAUUAGCAAACAUGGCCGGUGGUUGUUCAAGAACCUUUGAAGGGCCAGCGUUUCCCCACAUCUGAUUUAUCUGAACCUUACCCCCUUUUUCAUUGUGGGUGAUCGUGGGGUGAUUCGCAGCAUCUUUCAAUGUGGCAGUGAUAGCCAGGGUGACUGCAGCAUCUACCCUAACCUUGGGAGAUUAAACCCUCUUUAAAGGAUUGUGGAUAUCUGUCCCUAUCUCCUGGGUCACUUCUCUGUCUCAAAAUACUAAAAACUUUGAAAUCAUCCCUCUCUCCUAUUGCACUCUGCCUUUGGCAUACUUGCAAGAUCUGACUAGUGCUCAUUAAUUUUGGAAAACAGCCCUUCAAUCACUGUUUUGGAUUAAAACCUACAUGUCAACUCCUGGCCUGUGAUGAAAUCGGGUGCAGGGGCAACCAAUAUAUUUAAGAAUCUCACCUCUUUUGUCAAAACAAACGGGGGACGUAAGUGAUUUUGUGUGUACUCCUAGGCGGGAUUUUUCCUGUUUCAAAAAACGUAAUGCAUUUAAGCUAGUUUAUAUUUUAGUAUUAGUCUUUUAAUGUAUUACACAAAACAUAAACCCAUUUGACAAGACUCAAACUACUACUUGUCUCUGAGCCUGUAACCUUUUGGAUCGUUUUGUACUUUGCUUUCUUUUUAUCCUUCUUUGGAGAUAAUGGGUGAAGAACACUGUGUCACAUUACGAUUCAUUCCCAUUCCUCAGUACCAGUAGUAGAAACAUUGUAGUGCUAAUGGUUUUGGUGUUCUUGCCAUUUAAUCUAUCUGAAAUUAUCUUAGUUUUUCCUCCCGUUUCUCAUGAUUAUGGUACUUCUGCAAGCAAACACAGAUGCUCAUUGAUGUUUAGUUUCUACUCCUUUUAUUUCCUAUGACUGAAAGCCAUCCUAGAAAUAGUUCCUUUCAAGUUGGUUGCGCUUUUGUUCCCAUGAGAAUUUGCCUAACACAUUCUAAUCAGUUUCUGAUUCACAGCAAGAAAGUUGUCCCUAAUCAAAAGCUUGAGGGGUAAUGUAUGAUUCUUAAUUAUGUUGCUUCUUGCGGAGGGAGCAUUUUGCUUUAUUCGUCCUUCCAAGAAUAGCCUUUUGGCAACUUUGGAAGAAUUAAGCAACCCAUCAAAUGCUGGCAUUUCAAGCCAAUAUUCCUGAAGUUGGAUGUAAUUUGUACUUAAUGAAUUGUUGCAAUGGGGUUUGGUUUUUUUAGCUUAAUUACAUAAGCCUUUGGGGAGUUGAGCCGAUGUGAAAUUAAGGGUCAUGGGACUACGCAACCUUUAGUGGCUCUUAUGAUAGAAUCCAGCUGUUCCUCCGCAAAAACAGGAAUGCCAUAAAUUGUUCUUAUCCACUGGUAAGCCAAAGUAGUUACAGUGACAUUGUGUCUUUUGAAAAAAAAUGAAUUAGUCUUGCUAAGAUGAACUGCGUACAAUUAAAAUAGUUCCUUGGUCAACUGGAUAUAAUCAAGAGUUUCGUUCUCGCAACUGCAUUGACUAUUCAUUUUUUUAAAAUUAGAAUGGUAUUAAGGCUAAGGGUAACAUAGUAUGCAGAAGUGAGAGUGGCAGUUUCUCCCACAGUGGUUUCCACACUUUGGACGAAAAGCUGGAGGACUGCCAUGAGACAGUUUUGAUUUUAUGCUGCGCCUUCCUUUUUGCUUUAUCCCAUGAGUACAGCACUGACACGGUUGAAACGGCGACCCAAGGUAUAAUGCAUUUCAAGGAUUUGCAGGGCAAAUUGGCACUUGGAUGGCGAAGAGCUAAAUGAGAUUGCUUUGCAUUGCUUGCACCUGCCCAGGACCCUAAAAUAACCUCAGCUAGGGCAAAGGCAACAUGCAACUCUUGUAAUGAUAGAUGCUCCUGACCUACCAGUGUGUGGCAGAAGUAUGGAGAGGCACAUACCUCAAAUACUCGUGUGAGUUAAAAGGGAAGGAGUGCAGAAGUCCCCAGUGUCCACUUUUCUUCCAUGUUACAUUCUAAAUAAAAUCAGAAGGAUGCAAAUUAUUAUUUAUAUUGUUCCUGCAGAAUGGUAUUUUGUGAUUAAUGGACAUCCAAAACACACAAACCAUCAAUAAAAGUAAAACUAAGGUCAUGGUUUAAAAUCCUUUCAGCUGUGCCUAGUGCUCUUGGUAUCAGAAUUCACUUAACGAUACAUACUACAGUUCUCGUGUUCCGUUUUCUGCAUUCCUGAAUUUCAUUGCAACUUACAAGUCAUAUCUUGUUCCUGCUGGCUCUGAACUUUAACCCUGUGGAAUUAUUCGUGAUUCUCUCCUCCCUUCCCUGCCGCCCGAAAUACUACUUUAUACUGUGAUUCUCAAGAUCAAAUGGAUUUAGUAGCUUUCAUAUGUGCACCUGAAGUUGGGUUUUUAGUUUGUGUGUGUUGAUUUUCACAACUCCUAUACUGAACUGUAAACCAUUAGGCAUCUGGUUGGCCACUGUGGGAACAAAAUAUUGGACUUGAUGGGCCUUUGGCAUGAUCCAGAAGUGCUCUUCUUAUGUUCCUAACAGUUUCAUGUAUUUGUGCAAGUUUUAGAAGGUGGUGAUUUUGACUUCAAUAGCCAAAGAAAGAGAGAGAAUGUAUGUGUCCACUUCAGUGGCACUUAUGAAAGUAACACUCCUACCCUCUGUUUUUCUAGAUUGGAAAAGUAUUUUAAAAGGGAAAAAAUGCCGUAUUUUUUGCUCUGACUUUUUCCCUCCUAAAAAGUAAGGGGAAAUGUGUGUGCGUCUUAUGGAGCGAAUGCAGGCUGCGCAGCUAUCACAGAAGCCAGAACAGCAAGAAGGAUUGCUGCUUUCACUACAUAGUGAUCCCUCUUGCUGUUCUGGCUUCUGAGAUUCAGAAUAUUUUUUUUCUUGUUUUUCUCCUCCAAAAAACUGGGUGCGUCUUGUGAUCUGGUGCGUCUUAUAGAGCGAAAAAUACAGUACAUUUCAUACAUUAUUUAAGAUUUAAGUAGACAUUAAUGUCUCUGAACAUGGAUGGAAACAGUGGUGUUAUACUCUGCCUUGUGAGAGUACUUACCUUGAAAAGCAACCUAAAAAUUUUUUUUUAAAUAAAAAAAUAAAAUAAAAUGAAUUGUGAUCUUUUUACUCAAAGUUCCGACCUUGGAGUAAUUUUCAAAAGCCUGUUUCUUUUAAAGAAUGCCGAAUAACACUGCACAAUUACUGGACUUGGCUUUAAUUUUACUGAACGACAGUGGAGUUGCUGCUGAUGGGACAAGUGUAUUCAUGAUGCUCUUUUGGGUUUUGUAGACUUCCUUUGUAAGGAGUGUCCAAGAAUCCAUAUUUAUGUUGAUCGUAUUGCACUCAAAGAUAUUCCUGAAGAACAGAUGUAUAUGAGAAGAUGGCUUCACGAACGUUUUGAAAUCAAGGAUAAGUAAGUAAAUACAGUGAUGUGACACUGCUUCUGGAGCAGCAUUAAUACGGCUUGAAAGUUCCACAAAACUCAACAAAAUCUUAACUGGUUAUUGCAUACCAUCAGUGAAGGGUUGGAUCCAGAUUUUGCCUUCCAUGGUUGAAAAGGCACCUUCUGGAAAAGCUUCUGAUCCAGCAAAGGGGUGCUGCUGGUGGAGAAGGUAGAGACCUCUUUUGCCUGUUCAUCUAGCACCCCCUAUUACGCUCUUCUGAAAGGUUGGAGAACCUUCCGGAACAAGAAAGAGGUGGUGCUCUAUGCUACGGGAGGAGUAGAGAAAGUAGACUUUGCUUUCGUUCAGGGGGUAUUUCUACUGGUGGGAACAAAGUUUGGAUCCAAUCUAAAAUGUUUCCCACAGACCUUUUGCUUAUAUUUUAUAAAUGUGUGGAUGCCCACGAGUUAAUAUAGCCAAUGUGGACAAGGAGUUGGAUUUGGAUAUGGGAAGCAGAGCUUCAAAUCUUGGUUCCUAUAGUAAGCUUCUUAGUGGCUAUGAGUCUGCUCACCUUCUCUCAAGUUAAAUUUACUUCCAUGGGUGUUUCGGAGUAUAAAAUUCUCAAGCACCAAAAACUACAAAGCACAAUGUUUUUAGAGCAUACAUUUUAGGAUAGAGAUAAACUGUUGAAUUGGGACGCAGGUGGCACUGUGGGUUAAACCACAGAGCCUAGGGCUUGCCGAUCAGAAGGUCGGCGGUUUGAAUCCCCGCGACAGCGUGAGCUCCCGUUGCUCGGUCCCUGCUCCUGCCAACCUAGCAGUUUGAAAGCACGUCAAAGUGCAAGUAGAUAAAUAGGUACCGCUCCGGCAGGAAGGUAAACGGCGUUUCCGUGCGCUGCUCUGGUUCACCAGAAGCGGCUUAGUCAUGCUAGCCACAUGACCUGGAAGCUGUACGCCGGCUCCCUCGGCCAGUAAAGCGAGAUGAUCGCCGCAACCCCAGAGCUGGCCACGACUGGACCUAAUGGUCAGGGGUCCCUUUACCUUUACCUAAACUGAUAAAUAGUGAAUUAUCUUUGCUUGCUAUUCCAGGCUGGAUUUACAUGACCAUUUGCUACAUAGCCUACCUGGGCAAAGCCAGGCUGUUCUCCUCACUUGAGUCUAUUUUGCCCACUUGGGAGGAAAAAAGUGUCCAAUUCACAUAAUGAAGUUUGCCAGUCCAACAGCUGCCUCUGCCCAAUACUAUUUGCACAUGAUAACGUGUGUGACAUUUGUGUUCAUCACCAAACUGUGAUAAGCCUGUUACCUUUUUUUUUAUCCUUUCUUUGCUCCUAGGUUGCUAAUAGAAUUUUAUGAUGCAAAAGAUUCUAAAAGAAGGAACAAGUUCCCUGGGAAAUGUGUCCGUUCCAAACUCAGUCUCAAGAAAACUUUGCCAUCUUUGCUGUUUUUAAGUGGGCUGACUGUUAGUAUGCUGCUGACAGAAUCUGGACGGAAACUCUACGUGAAAACAUGGCUCUAUGGAACUUUGAUUGGCUGUCUGUGGGUCAGCGUUAAAGCGUAGGUUCUGCACCUACAACCAGUGACGUUAUUCUCCUGUCUUGCACAUCACAUCAAACUCUUUCCUGAAUUUAUAAAAUGUAAAUAAAGCCUUAUUAAUGGAACAUUGGAUGAAUUGAGACUUGUGACCUAAAUCUGCCAUGGUCAGUGUGGAGAACAUGUAUACGUAAUUAUGCUCCUGAUUUUUCCCCUCAGAAAAAGCAGCAGAGAGCCAGAAUUAUAAUGCAUUUUCCCUCUAUGGGUGGAUAUCUAUCUAUCUGCACAUGAUUUAAUAGAACAUGUGAUUCUAGAUAAACAGCUGAAGUGGACCUCUGAAUGUAUUUACUGAUAUUACUUUAGGUUUGUAUAUUUAUUCCUGACCCACGUUCUUUAGUUCACUAUGGAAAUUAUCACAGCUACAUCACAAACUAAAAACCAAAGCUAAUAUCUCCCAACACAUUUGUUUUCUAUUUUUUUUCCUUUUUAAAUUGAGUUCCUCAAAUUUACAAAGCAAUUGGUAGAACAUGAAAAGCUAUUUUUAAAGAAAAAAUAUAGGUAAAAACUCUUCAUGUGGAAAUUACUUUAACAUAUGCAUGAUUUAAUUAUAUAACUAGAUGGCUUAGUUUUUGUUUGCAACAUGUUUAGUUUUAUUCUCGAAAAGGCUUGUGUUCUUGAUUUAAAACACCCUGUGUUGGUGCAUAAAUGAUUUUAUAUAUACAAUAUGUUCAAUUAGUAAGUUGAUAAUUGAGGCUGUCUUGGUUGUAACCUACCUAGAUUCGCAAAGAGCAUAUUGGUACAUUUCAGCUACACAGUUUAAGUCAUAAUAUGUGUGCCAUAAACAGCAGUGCGCAUUCCAGUUUCCUGUUACCCCAGGAGCACUUCGCACAGGGUGUUUUGUCCACAAAGAAGAUGAUUGCUUUUAUCAGGAGCAACCAUAUAGUGUUACUUGUGAAUGUUCUGCUGUGAAUACACCAGCUGGGAAACAAAUGUCGGUAAAACAUUGACUUGUGUGAAGUGGUCCUGAGCUACAUGGAACCAAAUGAAUGUGCCUUGCCAUGAUUGAUGCUGCUGUGCAGCUUGGAGUAUAUUUUAUGGUAACAAGGAACAUCAAUGUGUUCUUGCCAAAAUGUAGACUAUGUGCCUUUUUAAUCUACUGAUCUUAAAUUUAACCUAAUAUUUCACAGCCUGAUCAUUUAACACUGUAAUUUUGGGGUAUUUCCAAAGCUUUUCACAGUUGGCGUGCACUUGAACUUGAAGUAUGCAGUUUUGCACUGUAGAAUAAUAGUGAGAGAUGCAUAUUCUAUUAGUAUUUAAUCCACUCACCAAUGUAUUUUGUAAGAACCAGUGGUUCUUGUUGCUAUUUGGUGAUAUAUUGGGAAAAUAUUUCCUGUUGUCAUGGGGCUAAUUAUUCUGUAUCAACUAAGGGAAGGGAUUCUAUUUCGUAUCUAUUAUUUUGUAAAAACAAAAAAUCAAGAUUCCACUAUCAAAAUGGAAAAAGAUUAGAGGCUAUUUUUAUCUUUCUGAGUUUUUUUCACAAGAAGUUUCUGUUGGCCUUGGAAUUGUUUAAGACCCAACAUGAACUAAAAUGCUUGCCUUAGAUUUUUAAAAUAUUAAAUGCGUUUAGCUUCAGCUAUGAUGAGU